CAAAGGACUGAUUACCUUGAAAGGACAGGAGAGCAGCAUCUAGGAGUGAACGGAAAGGAAUGAGUGCAACCACUGGCUCAUCUGGCCCCCCCGCACAAAGCCUUGUCACCUCUUAGGGAUCUCCCAUUGGUCUGCAGCCUCUCUCCUCCUUUCCUGCCCAAACCAGAGAUUUUAACUUUCAUUUUCACUUAGCACCUCCGGAUCUUGGUGGAGAUCGGCCCCUGGUUUGCUGAGAGAAUCCUGACCACAUUCCCUCCCUGGCCUGCCUCCACUCUUCUCCAAGGAGGCACGACUUCUCACCUGGUGUCUGAAGGGAUCGGUGAACAAGAGGAACCACUGAGGUCAGGACAGAUAGGAGCAAAGGAGCAGCUGUUAUGGCUUUUAAACUCCUUACAAACAUAGAGGAGGAGGUGACCUGCCCCAUCUGCCUGGACCUCCUGAAGGAACCCCUGAGCCUGGCCUGUGGCCACAGCUUCUGCAAAGCCUGCAUCGCUCCAGAGAACAAGGAGUCUGUGACAAGCCAAGGAGGGAAGAGCAGCAAUUGCCCUGUGUGCCAAAUGGCUUUCUGCUCUGGGGAACUGCGGCCUAACUGGCAUGUGGCCAAAAUAGUGGAGAGGCUCCAAGAGGUCAAGGUGAGCUUUGAAGAGGAGCAGAAGAGAAAUCUCUGUGAGCGCCAUGAAGAAAAGCUUUUGCUCUUCUGUAAGAAGGAUAAGAGGCUCAUUUGCUGGGUUUGCGAGCGGUCUCAGGAGCACCGUGGUCACCAAACAGUCCCCAUGGAGGAGGCUGUCCAGGAGUACCAGGAGAAGCUCCAGACAGCUCUGCAGAAGCUGAGGGAGGAGCAGCAGGAAGUGAAGAUGUUGGAAGCUACCCUCAGAGAAGAGAGAACUUCCUGGAAGAAUCAAAUGCAAAAUGAAAAAAGGGGUGUCCAAGCACAGUUUAAAAAACUCAAGACUGUCCUGGAGAAUGAGGAGUUGAGGAUGGUGCAGAAACUGGAGAGCGAGGAGAAAGCUAUUCUUGACACCCUGGCUACAAUGGAGGAUGAGCUGGCCGAGCAAAGCCAGCUGGUGAGAGACCUGGUCUCGGAACUGGAGCAUCGGCUGCAGGGGUCGACAGUAGACAUGCUGCAGGUAACUCAGGAAGAAGCCCCAGCAUCUGAGAUUUGACAAAAAUGAAGACCAAGUUUCCU
Molecule: messenger RNA, 1186 nt
Organism: Neomonachus schauinslandi (Hawaiian monk seal)
Lineage: Eukaryota; Metazoa; Chordata; Mammalia; Carnivora; Phocidae
Product: tripartite motif-containing protein 34-like
Exons: 4
Coding region: 375-1163 (262 amino acids)
Molecular function (GO): zinc ion binding
Source: RefSeq, a predicted model, not a curated record